AUGGAGCCUGAGGAGGGGCAGGCUGAAGCUCAGGAUGAUAGGAAGGGAAAGGAAGCUGUAGUGAAUGAAGAGACCACAGUGGAAGGACCUCCCAAUGAGGCAGAGAGAAAGAUAACUGGAUUGCUUCCAGAGACAGGUGUGGGACAGGGAGAGGCUAAAGACUCAGAGGCAGAAGAGGAGGCUGAAAAAGAACAUGAAGCACCAACUACUGGAGAGUUGGUGGAACCAGACCAGGAUACAUUUGGACCCUUAGCAGAACUGGAUAGGGGGGUGGCUGAGGAUGCACUGAAAAGAGAAGUGGCAUUAGGAAUGUCUGGGGAAGAGGCUGAGGAAAUUAUUGAACCAGAUCUGAGAAAAGCAGAAGAGUUGGAGACAGUGAUUCUUGAGGAACUUCAGCUUAAGAGAAAUAGAGAGAAAGAAGAAGUUGAAGAGUCAAGAGAACCAAAUCAGGAGGAAACCAGUGUUUUUGGGAGCCCAGACGAGAGGGAAGCUGAGGGGAAGACUGGAAAAGGAAUGGAUCAACAGGAGACUCAGGAAUUUAUUCAUGAGGAAGAAACACUGCUUGGAGAGGGUGAAAUGGUUCUAGAAAUGGGGGGAAAUUGGACUGAGGAGUUGGCAGGGCCGGACCACGGGAAAGAAGAGGAUUUGGUAGAAGAGGACCAUGUAGAUUCUGGAGAGAGGGUUGAAAAGGGAGAUGAACAGGAAAAGUUGAUGGAACUGGAAGAGAGGGAAGCUGAGGCAACUGUCAGGGAAGAUGAGGCAGUGGGGGAGGCUGAAAAGAUGCCAGAGUCGGUGGAGGUGGGAGAGAGUGACAAAGAAGGCGAAUCAACAGAUAAUCAUGGAGAAAUGGAGGAGUUGUCAGGACUGGGUCAAGGGGAGAUCCUAGAGGUCACUGGAAAGGAAGAGGAUGUGGCACCUGCAAUUGACUAUGAGGAAACUGAGAAGGUGCCAGAUGUAAAUGAGAGAGAGCUAGAGGAAGUGACUGCAGAGGAAGAUGCAAUAUUAGCAAGGGGUGAGGAGGAGUUGGUAGGACUAGGUCAGGGGGAAAUUGAGGUGUUGACUGGAGAGGAGGAACCAGUUUUGGGUAAGAGGGAGGCGGAGAUGACAGUUGGACCAGGUGAGGAGGGACUUGGUGAGGAAAUUGAAAGGGAAGACAGGGUAUCUGGAGUAGAUCAGAGAGAGGCUGAAAGCAUGAUUGUGGAAGGAGAUUUGGCAUCAUCAGAGGGUUGGGGGGAAGUUGAAGACUUGGUGAAGUCAAGCAGGGGAGAAGCAGAGGAGGUGGCACCAUCAAUGGAUCAAGUCAAAGCUGAAGUCCUACAAGAAGAUCUGAGGGGGUCAGAGUUGGUGAUUGCUGAGGGAGAGGCAGGUGCAGCUGAGGAGAAGGCUGAGCAUUUGGUGGUGGCAAGUCAGGGAGAAGUUGAGGGUAAGACUGAAAAAGAAAGUAUGGCAUCAAUGCUGGAUCAGGGAUCACCAAGAAUAGAUGAAAAGCAGGCAGAAGAGGUGGCUGCAGAGAAAGAUGUGGAAGCAGUAGAAGAUCAAAAGCAAGUUGAGGAUUUGGCUGGGAUAAGUCAGGGUGAGAUUGGCAGUAUGGUAGCCACAGUGGAGGAAGGGGAAGAUAAGAGGGAGGCAGAGGUGGCAACUUCAAAGAGAGAUGUAGCAUUUAUUGAGGGGGAGGGUUUGGUAGUGACAAGUCAGGUAGAGACUGAUGAGGUGACUGUCAAGGAAGAUAUGAUGCACGUGGCUCUUGAUGUGGCUGAGCAAGUGAUAGGAGCAGCUCAGAGGGAAACAGAAAAGAUGAGUGCAGUGGGUCAGGAAGAAGGAAGGGAGGAGGCGGUGGGAGCACCAGUGAGAGUAGCUGGAGCACAAGAAGAAACUGGAGGCCCGGAGGAAGAACUUGUGCAAAGUCAGGAGAUGGGGCCUGGAGAAGAGGUGAAACUAGGAACUAGUCAGGAGAAAGUUGGAGAGCUAGCAGAACCAGAACAAAGGGAGACAAAAGAGCAAGUAGGACUUGAUCAGGGAGAAGCCAAGCAGUUGGGUUCAACUGAGAGGGUUACUAGGGAGGAAUCUCGAGAAAUAAGAGAGGCAUUAUUCAGGGAUCAGAGUGAUACUAAGGUGCUGGUGGAACCAUUUCAGGGACCAGUAGUGGAGGUUACAAGUGUAGGUGAGAUUGCGUUGACUGAGCAGCAUCAAGGUACUAUGGGAAGAAAGGUACCCUCUCAGGAGAAGACAUUAGUUUGGAGCCCAGAAUUAGAAGAACAGUUGGGAGGACCAACUCAGGAGAUGGCAGGCGUGCCUUCCAGGGAGGGGAUAUUGAGUCAAAGGGCAAAACCAAGUGAAGAAGAUACCAGAGUCACCUGGUUGGCAUCUGAUACGAACCUGGCCCAAGGUCAAGUGGAACCAAGCCUGAAGGUGGCUGAAUUGAAUAAAUCAGGUUCCUCAGUGCUGUCAUCACAUUUGUCACAGCGCACUGCCAUAGGAAGUCAAGAGGAACGUCGCAAGUUGAAGGGGAAAAUAAUUUCAGGGUUGGCAGGAUUACGGCAAGGGCCAAUACUGGUACCACAUCAAGGGGCAACACGCUCAUGUGGAUUCCGUCGUGGAGUGCUGGAGCACAGGGCUCCAGGGUUGAUUGUGACCAGUUUAACAGCAAUGGCUCGGCAAAAGGGAAUGAUUAAGGAGGCUCGUACGCAACUGGGAAAGGGUGAAUUAGAUCAGAGGGAGACACGAUCAGCUGAAUUGAGGUCUCGUGCAAUUAGGGUUAAAGUAGGUGAGCCGGUGGUUAUGAUGGGGUACAGAAUUGGACGGGAAGGGAUGUCAUGUUUCUCUGAGGCAGAUAACAGGAUAGAGAGCUUUCAGCAGGUUCCUGUGAUGGAGGAGGCAGGAAAGGGAUCUGAUCAGACCCCAGCAGAACCACUGAGGCAGGAACAGAUAGUUAAGGAGUUGGAGAUACUGGCCAAGGAUGUUGAUGACAGAGCAAGGCAACAUCCAGAAGGAAUGUACUUGCCAUGGCUUGGUAGGCCACUUACACAAGAUUAUUCGACAAUACGACCAGGUUCUGGUUGGACUGCAGGCCUUGGGUCCGGGCAUGGACUUGCUUUAGGGCCAUUGCGGGCUGGAAUAAAAGAACGAAUAAACAUGAUGGUGACAGGUCAGGGAGCAGUAAAGUCAGCAGGACCAAGUCCUGAGCCACCAGUGUCUGGGAUGGGAAGAAGGGUGUAUGGGCUUACAAGCCAAUCAGCCAACGUACACUGGCUGAAGGACGUGUUGGGAUCUAAGCAGACAGUGUCUCGACUCUCUGUAACAGUUCGUGGCUCAAAAGCAGACAGUCCUGACUCUAUGGCAGAGAGACGAAGUCCAGGCCUGUUAACAGGAAAGCAAGAGUUGAAAGAUUGGCGGGAUGGGGUAAUGGGAAUUGCAAUUAAAAGGUACAAUGCCAUGAGGCGGGCAAUGUGGGGCGAAGGCCCAGCUGGUUUGCAUGUGAAAGGAGUGAAGGUGGCUGAAAGUCCCAUUGAUACUAUUCCAUUGAGUUCUGUUAAGACUAGUUCCAUUCUGGGGCAGGUUGAACAGAGGGCGCUGAGGCUGGCACAGCAUGUGGAGGGUGAGGCUGUGUCAGGAUUGGAAGUAGAAGGGCAGGGGCUGGCUGAGAGGCUGAAGCAGGAUAUGGAGCCAGCAGGGUCAGGCCAGGGAGGUAGAAUUACAAGGUAA
Molecule: messenger RNA, 3702 nt
Organism: Podarcis lilfordi (Lilford's wall lizard)
Lineage: Eukaryota; Metazoa; Chordata; Lepidosauria; Squamata; Lacertidae
Source: the annotation of a GenBank genome assembly